Limulus polyphemus (Atlantic horseshoe crab) is the source of this 721-nucleotide messenger RNA. RefSeq names its product ribonuclease P protein subunit p14-like (gene Rpp14a). The transcript has 5 exons. NCBI's taxonomy places the organism in Eukaryota, Metazoa, Arthropoda, Merostomata, Xiphosura, Limulidae. Gene Ontology annotation, cellular component: ribonuclease P complex. Gene Ontology annotation, biological process: tRNA 5'-leader removal. The record is from RefSeq and is a predicted model, not a curated record. The coding region runs from base 43 to 462 and encodes 139 amino acids.
AAAAGCACUGGCAGUCAUAUUCAUCAUAUAGAUGGAAACAGUAUGUCUAGGAGACGUGGAAAAGUUUGUAAACAAAGAAAAUUAAAUAUAAGAACCUUAACUCUUGAAUACAAAAGGUCAAAAAGAAAAGUUAUAAACGAAUACAAUUACAUGGAUGUUACCUUAGAUUUUGGAGAAGAGCUUGGAUACAGGGGAAUACCUGUGGAUUCCAGCAUGUUCGUAAACAUUAUUGAAAAUUCCUUGAAACUUUUAUUCGGAGAGGUUGGUGCAUCAAUAGUGUUUGAUGUAGUGAAAUACAGAGAGAAAAAUCGGAGAGCAAUCCUCAGGUUUUAUGAACGAGAUUUGGUAAAGUUGUGGAGCUCUCUGACAAUGUGUUCAGAAGUUGGGGGAAAAGUGUGUGCUUUCAGAGUUAACAAGGUUUCACAAAGUAUGGCUGAUGAGAGUUUACGAUAUUUUCAGUGAGAUCUACAGCUGUUCCUGUGAUCCUGUUCCUUUUCUUGUAAAUCAAUUUCCCAGGUACUAAGUAUUCUGAAGUUAUUAUCACAUGUACAAAGUAAGCUGUUGAAUUUGAAAUACUAUCUUAUCUUGUAAAUUGUGCAUUACAUGUUAAGAUAUAUAGUUAUGAUCAUGUUUAGAAAACUGAAGUAAAUAAUUUUUGUCAUUUGUUAUAAUUAUUACAUCUGUCAUGUAAAGAGAAUAAAUUACAGAUUUGUUUCUGAUC